AUGGUGGUGUCUAAACGGUUCAUCUUUGGCUUGAUGAGCCUUCAUCUGAUGAUGGGUUGCUCUGGUGGUAACAAGAUGUGUAAGGCCUCCAUUGGGCAUGGAUGGGCAUGUCCCCCAACUUGGUACCAGUUGGGACGCAAAUGCUACAAAGCCAUCACUGAGCCCCUGACAUGGUCUGAGGCAAAAGAUGAGUGCAUCAAGAUGGGAAGUGUCUUGGUUGUGCCACAGUCUCAGCAGGAAACUGAGUUCCUGCUCCAGCUACAACAAUCCAGCUUUUGGAUAAACUGCAAUGAUCUCCAGGAAGAAGGUACUUGGAAGUGUGAGAAUGAUGAGGCUGAGUUCUGGAACUGGUGGACUAGUCCACAGUGGGGGCCGCAACCUGAUAACUGGGGAGGUAUUGAGCACUGUGCCGGGGUGUGGGUAGAUCAAGAAGGGGAAUGGAAUGAUGUGCGCUGUGAUAGUCAACUCCCUGCAAUAUGCAACCAACCUGCACCACAGCUGCACUUUUAA
This is a messenger RNA of Patiria miniata (bat star), 510 nucleotides long. RefSeq names its product tetranectin-like. The coding region runs from base 1 to 510 and encodes 169 amino acids. The transcript has 2 exons. The record is from RefSeq and is a predicted model, not a curated record. NCBI's taxonomy places the organism in Eukaryota, Metazoa, Echinodermata, Asteroidea, Valvatida, Asterinidae.